Molecule: messenger RNA, 777 nt
Organism: Pimephales promelas (fathead minnow)
Lineage: Eukaryota; Metazoa; Chordata; Actinopteri; Cypriniformes; Leuciscidae
Source: RefSeq, a predicted model, not a curated record
AUGAUCUCAUGUGAUAAGGAGGAACGUCAAUUUCUAGUGAAUAAAGACCACUUUGAAAUUUUAGAGUGGAAAAAAUGGGCAGAUAUAAAGCAAGGCCAGAUUCCAUUUCACCCAAUAAUCAUUUGUAAAAGUCUCUACAUUGCAAAAGAUAACAAUGGUAUUCGUUCUAUGACCAGAGACAGUUUAAAAAAAAGUUCUGAAGUUCUCACCCUAAACAUGGACAUAAAAGGUCAGGAUUUUCAAAGUGAUAAUUGUGUAGACAAAAAAAAGUUAAAGCCAGACAAGAUGGAAGUGAUGAAACGGGUCACAGCUGAGAACAAGAACUGCAAGCCUGCCAAACAAUUGGUGAAGUUUGAUCAAGGCAUCGACAAAACAAAAUCUUCCCUAAACAGCAGCACGCAUGCGGCUGGAGGAGCGGUGAAGGCAUCAGCCUUUGGUUUUUUAAAAAAAAUUGUAAAAUUUACUGGAAAUUUUUUUGGUAAAUAUGACUAUAGUCGCUUGAAUUCUGAAACGACAUCUAACGCUGAUAAGGACCUGCACUCCGUGACUACAGAGGUAGAGAUUCCUCCGAACCAUUCCUGCACUAUUGAGAUUAAAAGCAGAACCUCUACAGUUCAGUCCCUGUGCUCUGGUCAGCUCUACCGACAGUACAAGAACGGUGAAGAACGCACGACCUUCAUUACUGGCAUCUAUUAUCAAGAGGAAAGAGCAGAACUCAUAACAUCUAUGAUUCCCUGCACACCCGUGACAGAUGGGGCGAAAUGUUGUAAUGCAUGA